Racocetra fulgida is the source of this 953-nucleotide messenger RNA. Lineage: Eukaryota; Fungi; Glomeromycota; Glomeromycetes; Diversisporales; Gigasporaceae. The record is from the annotation of a GenBank genome assembly.
CUAAAGCACAGACCACUGGCAAAGCUAAAGCACAGACCACUGGCAAAGUUAAACAACAGACCACCGGCAAAGUUAAACAACAGACCACCGGCAAAGCCAAUCAUAUGACCACUGGCAAAGCUAAAGCACAGACCACUGGCAAAGCUAAAGCACAGACCACUGGCAAAGCUAAAGCACAGACCACUGGCAAAGUUAAACAACAGACCACUGGCAAAGCUAAUCAUAUGACCACCGCCAAAGCUAAAGCACAGACCACUGGCAAAGCUAAAGCACAAACCACUGGCAAAGUUAAACAACAGACCACUGGCAAAGUUAAACCAGCGACCACCGGCAAAGCUAAUCAUAUGACCACCGGCAAAGCUAAACAACAGACCACUGGCAAAGUUAAUCAUAUGACCACCGCCAAAGCUAAACCAGCGACCACCGGCAAAGUUAACCAUGCGACCACAGGACAUGGCAAACCAGUGACCACCGGCAAAGUUAACCAUGCGACCACAGGACAUGGCAAACCAAUUCCCACCAAUAACCCGAAACCUACAUGUACCACUAGUGUUAAAGCAGGCAUUCCUCAUGCUGCUAAAACAGUAGUAAAUGAUGGGAAUAAAAAGAUUGAACCCACUCAUGCUCCUAGUAAAGCAGACGACAAAUUAAACAAAGGAAGUAAAGAGGGUAAAGAGACUGUAGGCAAAGAAAGUAAAGAGACCGUUCCUGAAAGUGGUGAAAAACCCGACACUAAUAAAGGUAGUAAAGCAGACGACAAAUUCAACAAAGGAAGUAAAGAGGGUAAAGAGACCGUAGACAAGAGUAAAGAGACCGUUCCUAAAAGUGGUGAAAGACCCAACACUAGUAAAGAUGCCAACGCCAAAGUAAACGCUGAUGCUCAUAGCAAACGCAUGUCGAUUCCCAGGGCAUGGCGGCCAAGGCAAAGACAACGAAGGUGGCAAAAUCAAUAA